AUGGCAGCACCAAAGGAAGAAAAGCAUUUUGUUCUAGUACAUGGGGCUUGCCAUGGCUCCUGGUGCUGGUACAAGAUCAAGCCAAGGCUAGAGUCUGCUGGUCACAGAGUCACAGCCUUGGACCUUGCAGCUUCAGGGAUCAACACGAAGGCCAUACAAGAUGUUCACUCUUUGGCAGAGUAUUCCGAGCCUCUGUUGGAGUUUAUAGCCUCACUUGGUCCAGAAGAAAAGGUGAUCCUUGUCGGGCAUAGCCUUGGAGGCAUGAGCUUGGCCCUUGCCAUGGAAAACUUCCCACAGAAAAUUUCUGUUGCUGUUUUCUUGACCGCCUUUGUGCCAGAUACCACGCACCAGCCUUCACAUGUUUUGGAUCAGUUCACUCAAAACACGCCCGCAGAAGCAUGGCUGGAUACUCAGUUUACAAAUUAUGGAAGUGCUAAAGAACCCUUAAUGUCAAUGCAUUUCGGUCCUGAGUUCUUAGCCAAGCUCUAUCAACUCAGCCCCAUUGAGGAUCUGGAACUUGCCAAGAGUUUAGCAAGGACAGGCUCACUCUUUCUUCAAGACUUGUCAAAGAUGAACAAAUUCUCGAAUGUGGGGUAUGGCCGGGUCCCACGAGUUUAUGUGGUUUGUAGCGAAGAUAAGGGAAUUCCUGAGGAAUUUCAACGGUGGAUGAUUGAAAACAGUGGGGUUACAAAUGUGGUGGAGAUCAAGGGCGCCGAUCAUAUGCCAAUGUUUUCAAAGACCCAAGAAGUUUGCAAUGCUCUUGUAGAUAUAUCAAAUGAGUAUACUUGA
Molecule: messenger RNA, 789 nt
Organism: Prunus armeniaca (apricot)
Lineage: Eukaryota; Viridiplantae; Streptophyta; Magnoliopsida; Rosales; Rosaceae
Source: the annotation of a GenBank genome assembly